AUGUGGACAGUACUCUUAAUAUCAUCUUUCCUGCCAGGCUUGUUCUCAAUUCCGAACACAAAUGAUAUUAGCAGCACAUUGUUCAAAGACGACCAAAUAAUCUUCUCUUCGAACUUCAACAUCACAAAGAUACUCGUACCAGCAGAUGGUACUAAAUAUCUUCAAGCAGAAUCAUCUGACAUACCGUCUAUUUUUUUCACGGUAUCUGAUCCCAAACUAGAAGGCGGUACAUGUAUAUAUGUUCUAGAAGGAUUUGCAGCAUACGAACUGCUAGAAGGUGGACGUGAUUCAACAGCAGACUACAGUUUCGAUAAAGCUAUUUACUUUGGAGCAAGAGAUGGUCUUUAUAAGUAUCACCCUGAUAGUCUUUCUGCGAAGAAAUAUGGUCCGUUCAGAGACGAUAUAAUUCAGCUUCAGAAAGCGAAUGGGAGCGAUAUCAUUUACAUAUUAACCUCUGAGAGAAAGUUGUUCAAAAUGGAAAAGAAUGGAACAGUUAAGACAAAGAUGCAGAGCGUCAAUUGUGCUACUGAAUUUGUAUUAGACACUUCAAAUAAUAUUUAUUACGUAGGCUGUGGAGACAGGAUGCCGCACAUUGUUAAAUCAAACGGGAACGUAUUAAGUUUAACAGCUAGUGUGAUUGAAGAUUUCAAAGAUAUUAAAUUAUUAAGACCUGCUUUUAUAAUGGAAAAUUGUGUACCGUUUUUCGGAGACGGCUCUUUAUACAUUUUAUAUUCAAACGGUACUUAUGAGAAAAAGGAUUUUCAGAUUAAAGAAAGACCAACUGCGUAUAGCGUGGAUGCUGCAUUGUAUUUAGUAGCAGCAAUAAAUGGGAAAAUAUAUGAAUUUAAUGUAAUGGAAGUUUUGAUACGAUCAAUGUUCGGAGUUUCAACAGAAUGGCCAAAGGAUGUGACGAAAAUUAUUAUGUCGAUAAUUGAAACGGCGAAAGACGGUACUUUUGGAUUUACAAAAGACUCUUUUGUUGUACAUUUUUAA
Molecule: messenger RNA, 993 nt
Organism: Arctia plantaginis
Lineage: Eukaryota; Metazoa; Arthropoda; Insecta; Lepidoptera; Erebidae
Source: the annotation of a GenBank genome assembly